Daphnia pulicaria is the source of this 414-nucleotide messenger RNA. RefSeq names its product histone H2A. Lineage: Eukaryota; Metazoa; Arthropoda; Branchiopoda; Diplostraca; Daphniidae. The coding region runs from base 34 to 414 and encodes 126 amino acids. Gene Ontology annotation, cellular component: nucleosome. Gene Ontology annotation, molecular function: DNA binding; structural constituent of chromatin; protein heterodimerization activity. The transcript has a single exon. The record is from RefSeq and is a predicted model, not a curated record.
UAGGAACCGCGUUUACUUACUCUACAUCUCAACAUGUCUGGUCGUGGUAAAGGAGGCAAAGUCAAGGGAAAGUCAAAGACCCGUUCCAGCAGGGCCGGACUUCAAUUCCCCGUCGGUCGUAUCCACCGAAUGCUCCGCAAAGGAUCGUACGCUGAGCGCGUCGGUGCCGGUGCCCCCGUCUACUUGGCUGCCGUCAUGGAGUACUUGGCCGCUGAGGUCCUCGAGUUGGCUGGUAACGCCGCCCGUGACAACAAGAAGACCCGUAUCAUCCCUCGUCACUUGCAAUUGGCCAUCCGCAACGACGAAGAGUUGAACAAACUUCUCUCCGGUGUUACCAUCGCUCAGGGUGGUGUUUUGCCCAACAUCCAGGCCGUUCUCUUGCCUAAGAAGACCGACAAACCCGCCAAGGCUUAA